Molecule: messenger RNA, 999 nt
Organism: Botrytis porri
Lineage: Eukaryota; Fungi; Ascomycota; Leotiomycetes; Helotiales; Sclerotiniaceae
Exons: 1
Coding region: 1-999 (332 amino acids)
Source: RefSeq, a predicted model, not a curated record
AUGCCAGAGAAGCACGAAUUUGAUGUGAGAUCACUCAGACGAGGCUCACAAAGUUAUGAACUGGAACAGCACAACCUACCGCCAGACACUCAUAGUAGCCCACAAUCAUCAGUGCUCCCACCUCCAUAUUGUGUACAAGAUGAAUAUCCUCCCUGUGACCCAGGACACAUCUCGACUACAGACAACCCGGCAAACGAAAAAAUCGCGACUGCGACAAAUAUCCAUGAUCCUGAACUGUGCCCACAUUUUUCCGAAUGGGAAGAAGAUUGCAACAUCGUCAAUCUCACACAUAGACCGGGCAAGCAACCUCCCGAUAAUAAGAUUGGUGCUCGAGAAAAUCGCCGACAAUUCAGAUCUGAGAUAUGGGAGGCUCCGAAAAAGAGCCCAAAACUGAGAACAAUACAAACUUUCACACCGAGGAGAUUCAUCUCCCGCACAUUCCCUGCCGAUUUCUCUACGCAGCCAUAUCUCGACCAAUGCUAUGAUCGGCCAUAUGGAUUCUCUCCAAGAAACCCGCUUCCAGAAGGACAUGAAAAUACAAAAUCAGUCCAAGAUCUAUGCCUCGAACUAGAAUAUCUGCAGAAGCAAGUAGCGUAUUUAAAAUCUGCUAUCAUACCAGCCGAGCAAGAACUACAUUCAUUGGCCGCACGUUUACCAAGAAACGGCAAUGAUGGUUCACCCUUUGAUAUUCUAACCAUGGCUGAAAAAGAACGCAUGAUAUCUCGAAGAAUGCAGUGGUUACAAAAACAACUCGUGAUCAUGCGGCAGGAGAUUGCAACAAAGGAGCGUGCGCAUGAGUACGCCGUUGAAGAAUUGAAUAGGGUUAGUGAGUUGAAUGAUCGACUGACACAGCCGCUUAAAGAUGUGGCCAGGGCGAUGAAUGAAAGGAGUUUAGGGAGGAGAUGGCUACAGGGGGAAUUACCGUGGGCUAAUGCUGUGCAUAUUGGGAAUGAUGUGCCGAAUCUUGCUAUGAUUAUGACACAGAGAGAGUUACGAUAG